AUGAAAAAAUCCGCUUCGACAUCAUUGACCCUCCCCGCUCGUGCUCCUAAGUCCGUGAACACCAAGGCCAACUUUGAUGUCCGUCUGUUGCCCAUGCAUGAUAUCGUGGCUGCUGCCCCCACCGAGGCUCUUAUCGAGUGGUAUCAUCUUCUGACUUCUGAACUCUAUCAGCGUCAAAGCACUUCCCGACAUCUCCACGACUGGUCCUAUUCCCUCCAGUACGCUCUCGUUGGCCCCUCUGGUGUUGGUAAGACGAAUCUCAGACUUAUGUUUACUGAGAACGUCUUCCGAGUUGCCUCUACCCCUACUACUGGUGUGGAGUUCUCCAAAACUAUAGCUGAUGUUGACAACGAUCGGAUCAAGUUGCAGAUGUGGGAUACCGUGUGGGGCAAGUACACUGCUUCCUAUUGUCACGGUGCUGCCGUUAUUUUCUUCGUCUACGAUAUCAGCAGGCGAGAGUCAUACGAUGAACUGAUCAAAUUCAUACAGGACACUCUACCGGCGCUUGACAGGACCCUAACUAAGGUUUUGAUCGGCAACAAGGCUGAUGUCCUGGGCCGUGAGGUGACCGCUGAGGAAGCCGCAAGAUUCGCUCGUGAGAACGGAUUGUUGUUCAUGGAGACCUCCGCCAAGACCGGUCAACAUGUCCGAGACUGCUUCUUCAACUCUGCGAGGCAGGUCCUCCUGCAGCUCCAAAUGGGUAUGAUUGANNNNGUCAAGGAAGAGGAUAUUGCUCGUGGCACUUUGUACCCCUGUCUCACUCGUAUUCGCGAACUCUCGCACGACAUUGCGGUGGCGUGUAUCAAGGAAGCCUUUGAUCUCGGCAUUGCUUGCAUUGAGCGUCCGGCCGAUCUUGACAAGUUGGUGUGGGACCAUAUGUGGAAGCCCGAAUACGCCCAUACCGAGCUCGACCCGACGGUAUUCGCCUUCUCUGGUCAAGGCUCAGGUAGCUGUCAGAGCAGGAAUAGGCUGAAUGUUGGUACUACACAGAGCAAGGCUUUCUCCUUCACUGAUAUGGAGCGUAUUAACCCCAGUCAGUUUAUGUAG
This is a messenger RNA of Perkinsus marinus ATCC 50983, 1047 nucleotides long. RefSeq names its product rab2, putative. The coding region runs from base 1 to 1047 and encodes 348 amino acids. Gene Ontology annotation, cellular component: endosome. The transcript is spliced from 3 exons. Gene Ontology annotation, biological process: regulation of endocytosis. The record is from RefSeq and is a predicted model, not a curated record. NCBI's taxonomy places the organism in Eukaryota, Perkinsozoa, Perkinsida, Perkinsidae. Gene Ontology annotation, molecular function: GTPase activity; GTP binding.